AUGCAAAUGAUUGAAAAAGAGUACGAUUAUUUAUAUAAAAUUGUUGUGAUUGGAGACUCAGCAGUUGGAAAGAGCUCACUCAUUGUUCGUUUUGCAAGAAAUGAAUUUAAAUUCAAUACCAAACCGACAAUCGGAGUGGACUUUGCCUCAAAAGAUAUAACCUACGAUUCAAAAAAUAUCAUUGGUCACAUUUGGGACACAGCUGGACAAGAGAAGUAUCAAGCAACAGCUCCUGCACUCUAUCGAGGAGCACUAGGAGCCAUGAUUGUUUUCGACAUUUCCAAUCGACAAAGCUUUGAAAAUUUGGAACGAUGGCUCACUCAAUUAAAGAAAUAUGGAGAACCAGAUUGUGUAAAUAUUAUUGUUGGAAAUAAGAGUGAUUUACAUCAUUUGAGACAAGUUUCCUUAGAGGAAGCUUCACAAUUUGCUCAAAAACAUGGAGCUUACUAUAUGGAAACAUCUGCAUUGAACGCAUCCAAUGUGGAGAAGGCCUUUUCGACCUUACUACAAAAUAUUUACUUGAAAAAACCAAAUCCAACCGAUGUUUAUAGACCACCAACGACGGAAACUCUGAAUUUACCAGUGGUUCCAAGUCCUGGAAGUGGUCUACAGGAUCCAAAUUUGCCAGAUCCAAGACCUACUCACUCUUCGUUCCCUUGUCAAUGUUGA
Naegleria lovaniensis is the source of this 669-nucleotide messenger RNA. RefSeq lists its product as uncharacterized. Gene Ontology annotation, cellular component: endosome. Gene Ontology annotation, molecular function: GTPase activity; GTP binding. The record is from RefSeq and is a predicted model, not a curated record. NCBI's taxonomy places the organism in Eukaryota, Heterolobosea, Eutetramitea, Acrasida, Naegleriidae. The transcript is spliced from 3 exons. The coding region runs from base 1 to 669 and encodes 222 amino acids.